CAGAGUACACGCUCACUGGAGAGGGGCUGGGCCUCUCCAGGCAGGAAUUGGAGGCAGAGGCUUCUCUGCUAACUUGCUGGGAGAACAGAACAUUGGGAAUGCCUUUCAGUGCCCCAGUUCCUGGACUGCCUCACAGAAGCCAGAAGGCUUGGGGUAAUCCGACCACCUCACUGCCUCACCCCUGCAGGAGUCUGGAUGCAGGCCAAGUACAGCAGCACAAGGGACAUGCUGGAUGACGAUAAGGACACCACCAUAAGCCUGUCUUCUCGAGCCUCUACUACAACUCGGCGGCCAGAGCCCCAGCAUGCAGACCACCGGGCUCCUUCUCCAGCGUGGCGUCCAGUGGGCCUGACCCUGCUGCCCGUGUGCGUGGCGCUGCUGAUCGGCCUGAUAGCCCUGGGGCUCCUGUUUUUUCAGUCCUACCAGCUCUCCAAUACUCAACAAGACAGCAUCUCUCAAAAGGAAGAAAGAUUGGGGAAUCUCUCCAGAGAGCUGCAAUCUCUCCAAACACAGAACAGGAAGCUUGCAGAAACUCUGCAGCGUGUGGCUGAAAAACUCUGUCGUGAACUCUAUAACAAAACUGGAGAUCACAGGUGCAGCCCUUGCCCAGAAAAAUGGAAGUGGCAUGGGAACAAAUGUUACCAAUUCUAUAAAGAGAGCAAAAGCUGGCAGGGUUGUGAAUAUUUCUGCAUUGCUGAGAACUCUACGAUGCUGAAGAUAAACACACAAGAAGUGCUGGAGUUUGCCAUGCCUGAGAGCUACUCUGAGUUUUUCUACUCUUAUUGGACAGGGCUCUCCCGCAACCGCAGUAGCAUGGUCUGGCUGUGGAUGGAUGGAGCCCCUUACUCCUCUGAACUCUUUGAGGUUGUGAUAGACUUCAGCAGUCUACGGAGCAGGGACUGUGUGACCAUCUUCAAUGGGAAGGCUUUCUCCAAGGACUGCAGAGAGCUGAGGCGGUGUGCAUGUGAACGGGUGGCCGCCAUGGUGAGCCCCGAGUGGUUCCAUUAGCGCCCUUCAGCCAACACGUGGAGGCGAUCAAAGCCACGACUACCAACCAGAGGGUUGAACCAAGGAACGAAGGGGUUGAACAAGAGGUACUUGAGACACUGGGAAGUGGAAAACAAACAGUAAAGGAGAUCUCUCUACCUAGGGUUGGUUGUCUCGUUUCCUGUUGGGGAUUACCAACCCUGUGAACUUGGGUUCAUGCUUAUAUUUACCAGUCAUGAAGUUCUACUUCUGUACCUCCAAACAGCCUCCCAAACCCAUAAAGUUGCAAUAUACUCUCAUGACUUAGAGCUAACUUUCUAUUUUUCUUCUUUCUCAACAUCUAAAUGAUCUCCCUGUUUCCAUGUCUUCCUUAACAUAAGGAGAAAUGAGAAACUUCCUAAAGUAAAGGAAACAAAUGUGAAGUAAUGUUUUUUGCCCCAAGAGUCAAAUAGGCCAUGAGAAAUUAGCAGUUAUUCUUCAUUCUGUGUUAUCAAAUACACAACUAAGUCUUUUGUUGGUUUGUUUCAGUCCAUACUUUUCCCUUCACAUUCUCUCAUAAGGCCCCAUCUGCUAUACCGAUGGCUUGCUUCCUGGCUGGGAUAUCUCUUUUUAUUAGACUCUUAACUUCUUACAAACAUACCUUCCCGUGUCCAGUUAAGACUCCAAUAAUUGUCUCCUUUCUCUAGGAAGUUACCCCAGGAAAUAAAUAUUCUCAGUUGGGUUCCAUAUCAGAAAAACGGUUUCCCAUGCUCCCUUCAGAGAGAUCAAAGACUAGAAUAAAAGGCAAUCGGUUAUGUGCACCUGCAAUAGUUUGGUUUCAGGUUCCUCUUUUCUUCCAUUUGAUCCAUGUUUAUGCCUUUCAGGUACUGAAUAUUUAAUAAUAAUAAAUGUAUACAAUGCAAAGUGUGUGUGAUUUGAGGAUGGUUUGCGAUUUGGUGGAAAAUCAGCGUGGGAAUUGUCUUCAACAUGCGGUAGCAAUUAGUGUUUUGCUUCUUUGUAUCUUACCGAGGGUUUGUGGGGACUCUACAAGGGUAUUGAUUUAUCUGAUUGUUUUGAGAAAAUUGAGCUGCAAUAGGGAAAAUUACUUCCAAUCAGUCUCAUGGAUCAUGAAAGAGAGAGUUUGACAUCUGAAUAGCCAGCUUUUUGACUCAGGCACUUUUUCCUCAAGAAGACGAUAUGCACAAAUGAGGCAGGAUAGAAUAGGCAUCACGGCUGAGGUCCCUGGUCUUCUGUUCAGCUUUGAAAGAGUUAACGCAGAUCUGCAAGCUUCAACUGCAGGCUUCAUGGAGCCAAAAUUUCCCCUAAAACCCUGAAGCCUCCCUAAACCAUAAAGCUUGUAAAAUCACAGGACCAAAGCAAACUUUAGUUUAUGACAGAAAGCAUGGGGUCAUAAAGGUUGUAAAACAUCUGCCAUAAACAAAUUUUGGGUUCAUGACGGCAGGCCACAAGUUCUGAUAGCCAUCUCUUUCUCGAACAAGGAAGAUACCUAGUUAAUACAAACCAUGGUUAAUACAGACCUUGUAAGCCCCCAGUGUUUAAAGGUUACUAUGGAAACUUGCCACCCCCAAAACUUCCCUUUAUAAUAAGCCAACCCACUCUCACUUGGGGCCUGCUUCUCCCUUGAACAUGCCCACUUUACCUCUUUAACAUGUAUCUUUCUCUUUUUCUUUAAUUCACUUUGUUACCUAUUCUUACUGGCCUCUCUCAUCUGUGACUCUCUGCGAGAGUCCUGAACCUGGAACGGGGUUCUGCCUGGCACUGCUGCCAGCUGGGCACCUGUUACACAAACAUGAUGGGUCAUGGCAAAUGGCACUAUCACAACCACUGUGCUCACUGAUUUAUAGAUAAAUCUAUUUUAAGGAUUUAGCACUUGAAAGGAUCAUCUAUCACAAAUCUUUAUUUUUCAGCAGUGGAAAUUGGGGAGCUUCUGGUUUAUUUUCAGUAAACAUCUAUCUCAUCAUGAAUAUCUGUCUCAUCAAGCACAAAUAUGAUAAAGAGAAUAAUUUUGUGUUCAUUUUCAUAAGCCUGGAUCAUGUUCCAAUAACUACUUGCAGAGUUCUCCCUUGAGAUCUUUUCUUUCAGUUUUCUAUUGAUUAGCUCAGACAUUUCUUAGUGUUGAACAAAUCUUUCAUUGAUUUGCUAUACAGUGCAAAGAGAACUGCAUUUGUGGUCAGAAAAUGAGGAUUUUAAACCUUUAAUUCUGAUUUAUUUACUGGGCAAAUCAUUUCACUUCACUGAGCUCAUUUCAUUUAGCAUAAAGUAGAAAUGUUUAUAAUUUCUUCAAAGUGUUACUGUUAGCUGAAAUAAGGUAAAUGUAAAAUUAUUUUCAUAUAUUUUAAUGCAAUAUAAAAUGUAAGGGAUAUUAAGAUAGUGAUUUAUUUUUAAAUGUACAGGAGCACAGACAUGCAUAAACCACUUUCUAUAGAGACCUGUGCUCGAAGCAAAUUGUGGCGUGGCACCUGUGUUAGAGAACUGUGGAUAUUACCAGAUAUUUUCUAUAAUGAAUGCAGCUAUUCAAUGAAUGUGGUUAAUAUAAUAGGCAUGUAGCAAGAAAACAGAAUUAAGCCUUUUAUUAAAAAUUUAGUGUUAUUUAAGCCUCACUGCAUGCAGAAAGAAAAUAUGGCUAAUAUGGGAAAGUGAAAUGGCUUGGGGAUUAGUCUGUAAAACAGGAAUAUAACACUCAUGUAAGUUUGGCCCCUGGAAUGCUGUGUAACUGCAGGCUAGUUCAGGGAUGGAUGACAGUGUCCCUUUAAAUGCUAACCACUUUGAAGAACCCAGCUGCCUGGAGAGUGACUGCUGUGUUGUAUUCUCUCUUAAAAUCUAGGACCUAAGGGAAAGUGUCACUUUAAAUGGUGAAGAAGGAAAAAAAAAAAAUAGCAUUUAUUUGACAUAUUUGUCAUUCUUGAGCUUAUUCCUCCCCAUCUUUGCCUCCAGUUUCCUCGUCUGAAAUCACAGUAAUUAUCACCAAAAGCAAAUAUUUCAAGAGAACAGAAAAGGAGUAUCUCGUCACAAACAUUUUAUUAUUGUUAUUAUAAGAAUAGAAAAUAAUCAUAAAAUGAACUUGGAAAUAGGAUCUGUUUAGAGCAGUUCUCAGUUGAGAGUCAGGGCAGCACCACAUGAAUUAGUUUUAUAGGAUGGGAAGAGUUUUUCUUUUCUUCUAGGCUUAUGUGUGUAGUAGGUAAUUCUGAAGAAAUGGCAGGAAAAGUCAGUUGAGGAGCUCGGCCUUUCCUGGUAGAGCCGAGUUCCCCAGGGCAUGCAAUGAGCUAUUUCUUUUCCUGAGGAUAUUGAACCAACUCUAAGGACUUAUCGUCAGGAAACAGAUCAUGAGCCCUGUAAUAGCAGGAAGUGUGAGAAGCAUGAUUGGGAGUUUUUACUUUGGGAAUAUGAGCAGAUUAUGAACUAAGGACAAGAAUCAAGUUGGUUGUUCGAGGGCCAACCUUGAUGUUUGGGAGUCAAAUGCUCUAUAGAGGAAUUCUUAAAGUUUUGGUAGACUACAAAAGGAAUGCAAUAUGACUUAAAGUGUACUUGACUUCUUUUCACAAAGUUCAUAGAUGAAUAGAUUUUUAGAAUCUGAAAAUAUUAAUUAGUAAUCUCUCAUUAUUAUUCUAACAUUUUUUUCUUUUACACAUUUAAAGUACUUUAAGCAUAUCAUGUAAUGAAACUUACCACUACCUUGAAAAAGCUUUGGUAUGCAGGGCCAAAAGCAAUAUGCAGAGAAAAAUCUCCCACCCAUCACAUCUGUUUGAAAAGCAGUAUUUCCACUGAGGAAAUUUGGAGCUUAAGCCAGCUGGGCUGUAGAUAAAAUUCUGACUUGUAAAUACUGCAUCAUAUACUGAUGGGCAUGACAUCAGCUGAAGGAUGUUUGCCUUGCGCUUCAUUGUGCUUUUACUAAGAAGAAUUAUAAAUGCUUCCUAUCCUUCUUCUAAACAUAGCUCCAUGACAAUACUUUGAAGAAUCUUGAAGGCAAACACUCUUUACUACUGAAAUGGCUAUUGUUUCUCAUCUAUUCCAGGUUAUUGUGUUCAACUGCCAGCUGCCAGCUGUGAGAACCAAGCACAGCAGACACUUUAUACUGUUUUCUUUGCUAUUCUCCUUUUACAGGUUCAGCAAAAACUGGACUAAGUCCCUUUUCUUGUAGCACCCACCAUUUAUACUGCAGGUGAAGAUUAAAUAAAAAGCAGACAAACACACACAAAAACCAUGUUUUUCUGGUCCUUAAUGGGCCCUCCCAGAGGUAGAUGCCCUUUAAAACAGACUUCUAUGUUUAUUUGAAAGAUUCCCACCAUCUUUGUGAAUUAGGUUUUAUUUUACUUUAUUUAUUUAAGUGGUGACAUUAUUGCAAGGAGGGAAAAUGAGGAUCUAAUGUGUCUCAGUUACUUCCUGUGUGAAAUAGGGAUUAAAUAAAAUUAUGUUGAAUUUAGCAACUGCUUGUUGAGGCCCUACUCUGUGGGAAGAAGUCAUUCUCGGGAUGUUAAGUGUUAGAAAAGUGAUAUAAUAGUGGUGAUAUCUUCCUUCCUAAACAUCAUAAGGUCCUUUUUAUACCCUACCUCUUGGGAACAAGAGAGUAUAUGCUUUAAGGAACCCACAGGUGUAGGGGAGAAAUUGUCUGUAAUAUUAUAGAUUUAUUUAAAGAGGAUUCUUUGACUUCAAAACAGAUAUUCUCUCCCGAGAGUUGCUAAAAUUUUACACUCAAACGUAUCUUCUCAAUAUUCCAGUAACAUGAAUAGGAAAAGGGGUCAUUUUUACCUGUAAUAUAUAAAUAAGAUUGAUACCUAGAGAAGAUUGGUGAUUUUGUCCAGCAAAAACAGCAAGCACUGAUACAGUGCUCAUACUGUGCAAGACUCUACUCUCAGCAACUUUCAUACAUUAACUGACUUAAUUCUCAGCAAUAUUUUAAGGUAAGUCCUAUUUUUAUUUUACAGUGAGGAAAUUGAGACACAGGGAGAUUUAACCUGCCAAAUUCACGUUGUACGUAGCUCAGAUUUGAACCCAUACUACUGGUUUCAGAGUCUGUACUUAAAUUACUACCACAACGAUCACACAAGGAAUGAGGAAAAGAAUCAAUAUUAGGUUAGUUUUCCAAAACAGACUUUCUAGUAGCUUUCAAGCAGUGGUUAGGGUCACAUGCGAAGCCUCUUCAGGGCCAGUUGCUGGGCCCAGAUCCUCCACCUCUUUUGGACCUAAGAAAUUUCACUUUUCUAUGAUUUACCUAAUGGGCUUAAGAGGAAGCUUCAUUUAAAAAAAAAUUCACAUUUUAUUUAGAUUGAAAUAAAUUGUACAAAAUUGAUUUUCUUUGCCAAAAAUAACAGCAACAUUUUCUGUAUUAUUCCUAGAUAAAUGACAGAACACUAAUUUUUGUAGGCUUUCCAGGUUCUGCUUAUCAAUCAAUAUGAGGCAAUAGAUAUAGUCAUGGAAAUAGACAGGAGAAAACAGACAAAUCACUGUCAGUAUCCAUGACCUCUGAUUCUGUCUUGACCAUGAAACAUAAAUGUUCAACACAUACCUGCUAAAUAGCUUAUGAAAACAUAGGCUCAAUAAAGGAAUGUAAACAGCAACAACCAGAUAUGGAAAAAGGCAUUCAAAUUUUAACUGUAACUUGUUCCCUUAGGUUCGUUUGAUAGGAUAAAAUCUACACUGAAACCCUUGCUUGGCAAGCUCAGUUUCUCUCACUCUCUGGUAAUUGCCUUAACUGUCCAAUACAAAUUUUUAACAACAUACUUAAAAAGUCCUUCCAGUUAAAGGUCAAUAGUGAAACUCUGUAACAUUUUGCAAAAUGCAUUCCUUCUUUCCACACCUUCUCAAAAUUUAUUUCUUCAAAGUACUGAUAACUGGACUGAUAAUCUGACAAUUGGAUCCACAGUGAUGAUUAAUGUUACAUCUAAAAUGACUUAACUAAAAUAAUUCCCGAGUGCCACUAACAGAGAUCAUGCAAAAAUGAAACAUGGCACUUUCAAUGCUAUCUUCUGGAAUACUAGAUGGGUCUUCAAAGCAUGCGAGUUCAAGAGGCCCUUCAAAUUGGUAGAUUAUUAAUGACAAAUUAUUCAAUGGGAUACCUAUAGGCAAAGAUUAAGGAAGCUUCAUUUUGUUGAAAAUAUUCAAAGAAUACUUUUAAAUUUUAUAAACCUUUGAUCUGAGCCUGUUAAUUAACCUUACUUGUGUCUAAGAAACUCCUGCUAUGCUUCUUAAAAGUUUAGUUUCCUGGUUUUUAUUCCAGAAGAUUCUGGAAUGGAGCCCACAAGCUGCAUGUUCUAACAUGAAUUUUAAAUGGACUCUGAUUUCAAGAAAACCUGAGAAAGAAAAGUUAGGAACUGAUAUGGACUUCUGGAAAGAAAAAUUCUUUGCUAUGUUUAUUCAAUGUGUCUUUACAUCUCUUUGCCACGAAAUGAUUGUAAUUAGCAUAAUCAUGAUCAUUAGGAUUGCCAUUCCAAAAUGAUUCUCCCAACAAGGAGGUAGCUGGUUCUACCUUCAAACAAGCCUUUCCAGAUCCUUCAAAUUUCUUCUUCCUCUGGAAUAAAAUAAAUGUGGAGAACUAUAUGAUAGACUUUUUAUCCCUCUCUUUGGGUAAAGGCUAAUAUAUAACCGUAUCAGGGACUUCAGAAUAACAGGCUUCUCCACACUCUAUCUACAAAGGAAUGUUUUGCUGUUGAACAAACUCUGUGAAAUCAGUUGGGCUUUAAUUCUCUUAGUGCUGGAUUAACCAGGGGUGAAGUAGCUUUUCAUUUCAGUUCAUCUGUUGGAUAUAUCUAAUAACCAGAGUUCCCCCUAAGUUUGUCUCUUAGGCUUAAUUUUCUUGCAGUGAGCAGGAACUGUACACAUCAUUUAAUGAAUUAAAUUAACUGUUACUAGUUGUAUUUCAUCACAGCAAUAAACUCUUGCACUGA
Molecule: messenger RNA, 7868 nt
Organism: Choloepus didactylus (southern two-toed sloth)
Lineage: Eukaryota; Metazoa; Chordata; Mammalia; Pilosa; Megalonychidae
Gene: CLEC1A
Product: C-type lectin domain family 1 member A
Exons: 6
Coding region: 196-1008 (270 amino acids)
Source: RefSeq, a predicted model, not a curated record